CUUUCUAUCUGCUCGGGUUCCUCCAGCACAGAGCCAGGCACCUCAGUCCCACAUCACUCUUCUCUCUCUCCGUCUCUCUCUCUGCUCUGCACCUCCAGGAUGUCCUACAGUAAAACCACCUACAAGGUGUCCUCGUCCUCCUCGGGGACGGCGCCCCGCAGCUUCAGCAGCCGAUCCUACGCCGGCCCCAGCCAGGCCAGGCAGAGCUACAGCGUGCGCAGCUCCUACGGCGCCGGCGGCAUGGGGGUGGGGGGCAUGGGAGGAGGGAUGGGUGGCGGCGGCUACAUCUCCAGCUCCUCUUCUUACGGCCUGGGCUCCAGCAGGGGCAUGGGCAUGGGCAUGGGUGGAGGCGCUGUGGCCCCCAUCACAGCUGUCCAGGUGAACAAGAGCCUUCUGGCACCCCUCAACCUGGAGAUCGACCCCAACAUCCAGGUUGUCCGCACCCAGGAGAAAGAGCAGAUCAAGACCCUCAACAACCGUUUCGCCUCCUUCAUCGACAAGGUCCGCUUCCUGGAACAGCAGAACAAAAUGUUGGAGACCAAAUGGAACCUGCUGCAGGGCCAGACCACCGCCCGCUCCAACAUCGACUCCAUGUUCGAGGCCUACAUCUCCAACCUACGCAGACAGCUCGACGGCCUGGGCAACGACAAGAUGAAGCUGGAGGCUGAUCUCCACAACAUGCAAGGCCUGGUGGAGGACUUCAAGAACAAGUAUGAGGAUGAAAUCAACAAACGCACAGAAUGUGAGAAUGACUUUGUUCUCAUCAAGAAGGAUGUCGAUGAGGCUUACAUGAACAAGGUGGAGCUGGAGGCCAAGCUGGAGAGCCUUACUGAUGAGAUCAACUUCCUGAGGCAGAUUUAUGAGGAGGAGAUCCGUGAGCUUCAGGCCCAGAUCAAAGACACUUCUGUUGUGGUGGAGAUGGACAACAGCCGUAACCUGGACAUGGACUCCAUCGUUGCUGAAGUGCGUGCCCAGUAUGAAGACAUCGCCAACCGCAGCCGGGCUGAGGCCGAGACGUGGUACAAGUCCAAGUAUGAGGAGAUGCAGACAUCUGCCAGCAAAUAUGGUGAUGACCUCCGAUCAACGAAGACAGAGAUCGCUGACCUCAACCGCAUGAUCCAGAGGCUGCAGUCAGAGAUUGAUGCCGUCAAGGGACAGCGUGCCAACCUGGAGAACCAGAUCGCAGAGGCUGAGGAGCGUGGCGAGAUGGCCGUGAGAGACGCCAAGCUGCGCAUCAAGGACCUGGAGGACGCCCUCCAGAGAGCCAAGCAGGACAUGGCCCGCCAGAUCAGGGAGUACCAAGACCUGAUGAACGUCAAACUCGCCCUCGACAUUGAGAUCGCCACCUACAGAAAACUGUUGGAGGGAGAGGAGGACAGGCUGGCCACUGGAAUUCAGUCCAUCAACAUCUCUAAACAGAGCACGAGCUACAGCUCAUUCCCAAUGGAGAGUGCUAGCAGCGGCUUCAGCAACUACUCGAGUGGAUACUCAAGCAGAUACGGUGGCGGCGGCUACAGCAGCGGCGGAGGCUACAGCAGCGGAGGCUACGCAGGCGGCGGCUACAGCAGCGGCGGCGGCGGCUACAGCUCUGGAAGUGGCUAUGGCGACAGCGCGAUUACCCAGAGCAAGAAGAGCGUCGUCAUUAAAAUGAUCGAGACCAAGGACGGCAAAGUGGUGUCUGAAUCCUCUGAGGUCGUCCAGGAUUGAGCAAUUAGUCCCCAACAUUUUCCCUAGCAGUUUUUUUUCACUCAUUCCCUUCCUCACCAUUAAACACUGUUACAUACCGAGUUUAAAGUCACCUACAAGGUUGUAAUGAAGUACACUUAACUCCGACCAAAGAUUUAAAGGGACCAAAUGUAAUCCCACACAGUGCCUUAUUCUGAGUUAAGCAUCUGCACUAGACCGCUUUCAGCAAUACUGUGUGUAAACAGACUUGUGAAGGUCAGAUCAGGUCAAUGUCUUGGCAAGGAAUAGCUCCAUAUCUUGAGUAUGCUGAGGUGGCUAUGUGUUCGUAGAUCCAUGAUGUGUGUUGGCUCAGUUUCCAUUUUGUGCCUUAGCAGAAACUACAGUAGGUAAAACUGCCUUCAUGUCCUCCAAGGUGCUGAAUUUUGCUACCAAAAAUAAAUGUUUACUGAGAGCA
Molecule: messenger RNA, 2140 nt
Organism: Alosa alosa (allis shad)
Lineage: Eukaryota; Metazoa; Chordata; Actinopteri; Clupeiformes; Clupeidae
Gene: krt8
Product: keratin 8
Biological process (GO): keratinization; intermediate filament organization
Cellular component (GO): keratin filament
Molecular function (GO): structural constituent of skin epidermis
Source: RefSeq, a predicted model, not a curated record